Messenger RNA from Porites lobata, 384 nucleotides. NCBI's taxonomy places the organism in Eukaryota, Metazoa, Cnidaria, Anthozoa, Scleractinia, Poritidae. The record is from the annotation of a GenBank genome assembly.
GGGCUUUGUCCCAAUAACUGGAUUCAUCUACAAGGUUCAUGCUACAAAGUCUCGUCAAAGAGUUUGAACUGGACCGCUGCAAAAUCUGCUUGUGAAGCUAUGGGGUCUAAGCUCGCUAUGGUGACACCAAAAGCCAAACAACAAGCACUUGCUUCGAACAUAUCACAAAGAGUAUGGAUUGGUUUGUACAGGGAUCCCAAAGACGAUUCACGUUGGUUGUGGGUUGAUGGAUCAAGAGCGACAUAUACUAACUGGAAUCCUGGAGAACCCAACGACCUGGGAAGAAAUGAGGAUUGCACAAUGAUGUUUCCUUCUAAUGGAAAAUGGAAUGAUUUAGCAUGUUUCAACAGUCUUAAAUACCUCUGUGAAACCAGUGGUAGGUGA